Podarcis lilfordi (Lilford's wall lizard) is the source of this 17113-nucleotide messenger RNA. Lineage: Eukaryota; Metazoa; Chordata; Lepidosauria; Squamata; Lacertidae. The record is from the annotation of a GenBank genome assembly.
GCCCACUGCCGCCCUCCCCCAACGGAUUCGUUUCCCCCCCUCCCCACUGCGCCUGCGCGACCAAGCACGGCCGCUCCUCCUCUCGCGGGGCCUCGCUUCUGCCGCAAUGGAUACCGGAAACGGAAACCCCUCCCUCCGCCAUCGUUUCCCUCAGAGAGCCUAACGGAAGGGGCAUUAUAGAGGCUUUUCGUUUAUUAUCGGGUUAGAUCGUGAGGUGAUUUGCGCAGCAGAUAAAAGAAGUCGGGGGAUAAGCGAGAGGAACAGGUUCCUCAGCGUCAUAACGGCUGACUGCUUUCCGUUAUUUUCUUUAAAAUUCGAAAGCACUCGAGCUGGACGCCCGGGAGGGUCUUCUCUGACCUCUGGAUGACUCCAGUGCCCGUCUAUGCGGAAUAUACGGGAGUCGUAGCCAACCCAAACCCGUUCCUCUCUAUGCGUCACACAGCCUCAGCUUCCGGUAUUUGAUCGGAAGUGGCGGCGCUCUAGGGAACGGCGAGAGGUGCGCCACUCUGGCCCGCGGAAGCCUCUGUGGCGAAAAGCCUCCGAAGCGCCAGUUAGGCUUUGCAAUGGCGAUUUCCUAGAAGAAAUUCGCGUUCAGAUACAUUAUAUAUAUAUUAAGAUACAUUAUACGUUAAGAUACAUAUUAUAUAUUUAUAUAAGAUACAUAUAAUAUAAUAUAUAUAUAUAUAUAUAUAUAUAUAUAUAUAUAUAUAGGUAAUAUAUAUAUAUAUAUAUAUACACACACAAACACACAUUAUAUAGAUAUUAAGAUACAUUAUACGUUAAGAUACAUAUUUUAUAUAUAUAUAAGAUACAUAUAAUAUAUAUUUUAUAUAUAUAUAUAUAUAUAUAUGUAAUAUAUAUAUAUACACGCACACACACACAUUAUAUAUAUAUUAAGAUACAUUAUACGUUAAGAUACAUUAUAUAAAUAUUUUUUUAAAAAUAAUCCCCGUGGUGUAAAUUUCUCCUCGCGAGGAGGACGGGUUUAUGGGGGGGAUAGCGAGGUGUAAGGCCUCCAUUCAUAUGCGAGGACUACAACACCCAGAUUGCCCUGCGGUGGGGAUCCUGCGCCACGUGAUCUUUCCGGGGUCGUCCCUCCCCCCCCCCCCGGUCCUCCCUCUCCAUCAGCUGGAAAAUGGCAGUGCUGAGCCCUGGGGAGCGCUGGGCUGAAGGUAACGAACCCUUCAAGCUGGUGGUGCCAUCGCCUCAGAGCCUGGGCAGGCUGAGAUUCAGGCUGAGAAUCGGCCUUAAGGUGGGAGAUCGGCAUAUGGGGCGUGGGAUCUCAGAUCGCCUCCGCAAAGAAAGCCCGCUGGCCUUUUUAAAAGGGCUGACCAGCGUGAGGGGUUGCUUCCUUUUGCGUGGCAGAAGCGCUCUCCAGAUGCAUCCCUCAAAUGCAUGAAUUGCCAUCCUUAGUUGGUAGAGAGGAAGAGGAAAGUGCUGGAAGAGGUCCAGUAGGUCUGGGGCAUUUCUGUGCCAAGCUUAAUUGUAUAUAAAACAGGGGCUUGGGUGCUGCUUGAGCUUUGCACACAAAAUGUUCCAGGCACACAAAAUGUUCCCCACUCCUUGCAGUAUCUUUCCCUGCCCGUGUGUGUGCCUGUGUGCUUAACAUGCGUAUCUGCUGCAUCACACCGCUAUGAUUUGUUUUUAUUCUAUAUUAAGGUGACUUUCCCGUGUUCUUUUCCCCAGUAGAUUAACGCAGCUCCCUGUUUGGUGGUUCUCGGAUCAUUGAGGGCUGGAGUGAAGGGUAGACUAUAGGGCCAAAGGGGGCAACAGGAAGAGGAGAUGGGGUGUGAGAAUUGAAGUUAUCUUCAGUUUGGGGGUUUCAAGGCCAACCAUGGAAAGCAUAAAGGAAGAAACUAGUGGAGUGAAAACUGGAUUUUAGUGGCAUACCCUUUUGUUUACCAUUCUAUGUCAGCAUUCUGUGCCAUUGUACAGAUUGCAAACAUACUGCCUUCGUUUACCGCUUUAAAUAAUGAAGUCCCACACUUACUAUUAUUAUUUCAUUUCUAUUUAUAUACCACAAACUCAUAUAAAAUACAUCGGUGGCAUAAAAUACAUCAUGGUGGCAACUUGUGUAUAUGAAAGAGCCAUCAUGGGCCAAGCACCACAGGCAGAAGUUUUGUUCUUUAUUCCCCAGAGGCGCCAACAAGAUUUUCGGUUCACUUUAUGUGAAUUGGGCCCUCCAACCCACCCUCAAAAGAGGCACCAUAUGCUUAGUGUGCUCUUGCAGGUGGAAUGGAAGACCCAAAAAUAAAUGGCCACAAAUGUCAUAAAAUGUGUGACAGAUGAAAUGUGAAUGGGUGAAGCUUUGUUCCUAACUAUGUUACCAUACUAUUGAAAAACUUAUCAAGUUGAAUUUCUGCCUGCCACACAAUUACUGAAGGCACAAUAACCCCGCUUCCCCCCAAUUUGAACCCUAAACCCAAAUCUAGUCUGCAAGCCUGUAUGCACUUGCCUGGGAGCAAACUCCAUUAAACACAAGACUUAAACAUCUGAGCAGAUAUGUUUACCAUUGUACUGCAAUUUAACUAUACUGUUCGGUAAAUUCUUAAUGCUUUUCUGGUCUUUAGCUCCUGCGGAACAGGGACCACACUUAAGCAUCUUUGCAAAGUUUUCACAUUCUGCGUUUGCCAUGGGGGUGGGACUCUUUAACAUCCACCUUCACUUACUGUGUAGUAGCAUUUGAGGAAAAUUAACUGUCUUUCUUUGCAGCAUUGAUUGACGAGCUCAGAAGAAAUGCAUGUACAUCGGAGGAAAUGAGAGACAACUUUGAUUACUGUGGGUGUAGUGACUGUAAGAGGAUAAAAAAGGAACAUCUCUGUGACAGUGGCAGGAGUCAGUCAGCGUCUGGGGAAGGGAGCAUGACCUACACAAAAGAACAGCUACUUGGGGUACAAAGGUAAAUAGAAAACCCUUCUGCCUAGAAUACUAGGCUCACAGCCUGUCCAUCUAGUUAAUGGGUAAAUCAAUUUAGCUGAUCCACAGAAGCCAGAUUUAAUAUGAGAAACUGCUAAUAGGGUUUUUUUAAAAGGAGGCUAUUUUAAUUCUAGUAUUUUGCUGUACAAGUCUGUUCCAUCCCAUUCUUGCACCAACCUGUAUUUUUUUUAAAAAAAACCUUAUACAAAAAUGAUGUAAAUAUGUAUUUUAUCCAAUACAUCUGCAUUUUUAAAUGUAUUCCUUUACGCAUUUUGGUACUUUUGAGUCAAAAACCUGAUCAUAAAAUUCAAAGAAAUGUGAAAUUUGAAGGACACAUUGCCGUCUGUACAUAAACCUGGGAGGUGCAAAGUAGGACAGUUUUCUUAUAAUUCAGACUGAAUGGUUUUUUCCGCCAUUAAGUAAGUCUUAUUCCCAGAUAACUAUGCAUAGGAUUGCAACCUAUGCACACUUCCUACCCUGAAUACACUGAGACUUAAGCCUGUUUACUUUGAUGUUAGGUUUGUGCUAUAGGUUGCAUUGCCGAUCGCAUGGUCGGUGGUUCGAAUCCCCGCGGCGGGGUGUGCUCCCGUCGUUCGGUCCUAGCGCCUGCCAACCUAGCAGUUCGAAAGCACCCCCAGGUGCAAGUAGAUAAAUAGGGACCGCUUACCAGCAGGAAGGUAAACGGCGUUUCCGUGUGCUGCGCUGGCUCGCCAGAUGCAGCUUGUCACGCUGGCCACGUGACCCAGAAGUGUCUGCGGACAGCACUGGCUCCCAGCCUCUAGAGUGAGAUGAGCGCACAACCCUAGAGUCUGUCAAGACUGGCCCAUACGGGCAGGGGUACCUUUACCUUUACCUUUUAUAGGUUGCAUUACUGCCUUUGAAACCAACAACAAAUUAGCUUGUUACUUACUUAUCUCAUUAGCCAUACAGGCACUAUCACAGUAACAGUGUGUUGUGAUAGUUGAUCAAAUGCUUGCCCAUGUGCUUUCUUCCUAGAUGAAGUGGUGGGUAUACAUUCUUCCACCAAACUGCCACCUGGCUAUCAUUUAGCUAGGAAUUGUAACAGUGGACACUAUGAUGUGGUACCCACAGGUGCCAUAUAGGCAGCUGCUGAUCUAAAUAAGACAUUCCAUACACAUCAGACUUAACUUUGGCUAUUUCUGGUGCCAAAUAAAGACUGGUGGACUCAUUUUUUCAUUACAGACUUCCUUCAAUGGUUGUAUUAACCAUUCUUUCAAAGAUCUGUAAUAUCUUGAAGUCAAACCAUCUGGUCCUGGAGAUUUACCUAAUUGCAUGUUCUGAAUAGCCCCUUCCACCUCCUGGUCCUUUAGUUUGUAAUUCAACAUUAAUUGUUUUUCCUGAGAGAUUUUGUGUAGUCCAUUUAUUUUCAAAAAUCGAUCAAUGUCCAUUUCUUUCUGCUUCUCCUGUGUAUAAAGUUGUUUAAAGUACCUCUGGAAGCACUUCCUAAUCUCCGCUGGGUUCUGUAUAUUUUUUCCUUCCACUUCCAAAUUCGUAAUAGUAUUGAGUUUUUGUCUUUUCUUCAUUUGCCAGGCCAAUAAUUUCCCACAUUUAUUUGCCAAUUCAAAUGUCUUUUGCCUCAUCUGUUUAAUCUUCCAUUUUAUUUCCUGAUUCAUCAGCUUCGCAUAUUGUACUUGGUAUAACUUUAUCUCUUUCAGAAUUUCCUGUGACUUUGGUUUUGCACUCAGUUUCUUCUCUCCUUCCUCUAUCUUUCCCAAGAUUUUAUCCUUUUUUUCAUUCUGAGUUCUCUUCUUAAUUGCAUUCUGUUGUAUUAGGAAUCCUCUCAUAACCGCUUUGCUUGCAUCCCAAAUUACUCUUUUUUCCACUGUAGUAUUCAUGUUUAUCUCAAAGUAAUCUCUUAGAGUUUUUUGGGCCUUCUUGGUCACCUCUUCAUUCCUAAACAAAGUGUCAUUCAUCAUCCAUCUAAAGGAGCCCAUUGGCAUCAGUUUCAUUUCCAUCUUCACCGCAUUAUGGUCAGAACAAGUUUUGGGGCAAAUCUCCGCUUUGCUGAUCUUCAGAGCCAAUCCCCUGGUUACCCAGGGGUUACAAGCACUAUCACAGUAACAGUGUGUUGUGAUAGUUGAUCAAAUGUUUGCCCAUGUGCUUUCUUCCUAGAUGAAGUGGUGGGUAUACAUUCUUCCACCAAACUGCCACCUGGCUAUCAUUUAGCUAGGAAUUGUAACAGUGGACACUAUGAUGUGGUACCCACAGGUGCCGUAUAGGCAGCUGCUGAUCUAAAUAAGACAUUCCAUACACAUCAGACUUAACUUUGGCUAUUUCUGGUGCCAAAUAAAGACUGGUGGACUCAGCAUCAAUGAAACAGAUUCAUAGUAAAGUAUAACUAUUCCAAUAGAAUAGGCUAUUGAAAUAGCUUCUCCAUUGGUGCAGAAGUCUAAAACAUGCAUCUGCUUCUACUUUUUCUUUACAGUGUUUGAGGUCAUGCUUGGGUAUCUAGUAUAAGGUUACCAGAUUUUUUUCAAUGAAUCCGGGGACACUUAUUAUUCGCUACAUACAUGUGAAUGCUGAGAAAGCUGUAAAUCCAAGAACUGUCCCCAGGAAACGGGGACGUCUAGUAACCUUAAUCUAGUAAGAAGCUUUCUGUAAGUCCUAUGAGGAAAGAUCUGUAUGUAAAGGGUUGUGCUUCUUUUGUAGAAUAAAGAACAGUAAGAAUUACUAUGAGAUUCUAGGUGUUGGGAGAGAUGCCAAAGACGAAGAAUUGAAAAAAGCAUACCGAAAACUUGCCCUGAAAUUUCAUCCAGACAAGAACUGUGCACCAGGAGCAACAGAUGCAUUUAAAGGUUUGUAGAUUACCACAAUAAAGCUGCACCAUCAUGGCCUAGGACCCUCGUACCUACAGGACCGCCUCUCCUGGUAUGCCCCACGGAGAGCCUCAAGGUCCAUAAAUAGCAACACCCUAGUGGUCCCAGGCCCUAAGGAAGUUAGAUUGGCUUCAACCAGAGCCAGGGCCUUUUCAACACUGGCUCCGGCCUGGUGGAACGCUCUGCCUCAUGAGACCAGGGCCCUGCAGGAUCUGAUUUCUUUCCGCAGGGCCUGUAAGACAGAGUCGUUCCGCCUGGCCUUUGGCUUGGAGCCAAUUUGAUUCCCUCCCUCCCUCUCUUUCUUUCUUUUCUUUUCCUUCUCCUCCUGCGAUGAGGCUACAUUUUAAUAUUUUAAUGUUCCAUUAUUUUAAUGUUGUAUUUUAUUUUUGUUUUUAAGUUGUAAUCAUUCAUCUUGUUUUUAUUAUUGCUUGUAAGCCGCUCUGAGCCCGGCCUUGGCUGGGGAGGGCGGGGUAUAAAUAAAAAAUUACUAUUAUUAAUAUUAUUAUAUGUUAAAAAUGACAGUUAUCUAUUAGCAGGUGUUGCAUUUUUUAAAAUUUGCUAAUAUAUAGCACAAAAGGUUCUGUUGAAACAGCAAACCAUAAAGCUCGUAGAUGACAUGUUUGAUUUGUUCCUCUGCAUAUAAUAGGAGAACUGUUCCAAACCAUACUUGCUUUAGGUGAUUCAUAUGUUAAAUUCAUUGCCAACGGUAAAAGCAGAUAUUAUUUCAGCAAGGAUUUCUGCUUAAGCCCAUCAAAUGCUUUUUCUGCAUUGAAGAAUAUUGCAAAGACAUAUUCCAUUCUUUUACAUAAUCAGUUAUACUUAAGAUCCUGCCUAUAAUAAACAAUACAUUUUCUUUCAAUAUAAAUCCCAUCUAAUUAAUUGAAAUGUAUUUUGCUAUAAUCUUCUGAAGCCUUGUAGCAAAUCCUGUGGUUAUGAUCUUGCAGUUUUAAUUAAUGAGGUAAUAAACAAGGGGGUAUAAGAAGUACUCAGAUAAUGGAUCAUUUUCUAAAAUACAUACCAUCUUACUAAUUUCUGAGGACUCUGCAAUUAAGGCUCAUCAGCUCCUAUGUGAGUUUGGGUUUUCUGAUAUGUUUCAUACUAGUAUGUUCUGGUUGACAUUCUACACUGCCGAAGUGAAUGUUCUCUUCUAGUCUUCCAUUGCUGUUCCCCCUAAGUUCGAUCCAGAGAGUUGUUGGAGAAACUGGACACGGAGGAAGGGGUUAAGGGGUGAGAUAAGCCAACUGAUGCAGGGUCAGCCAAGCCAGUUGCUAUGGCAAUGGCCCAGUGCUAUUUAUAUGAAUGAUUAAGGCACACCAACUCAUUAGGUCCAAGGUCUUGUUCUGUAUUUCACGCUGAGUUGUGAAAUGAGUUAGUCUUUUGAUUAGUCAGAGUCUGUGUUACAUCUUAAACUGCUGGAACAACAGAAAUUCUUUAUACAGUGGUACCUUGGGUUACAUACGCUUCAGGUUACAGACUCCGCUAACCCAGGAAUAGUACCUCGGGUUAAGAACGUUGCUUCAGGAUGAGAACAGAAAUCGUGCUCCGGCGGCGCGGCGGCAGCAGGAGGCCCCAUUAGCUAAAGUGGUGCUUCAGGUUAAGAACGGACCUCCGGAACGAAUUAAGUACUUAACCCGAGGUACCACUGUACUUGUCUGUAUCUUUAUCUGCCAGAGCCAAAGCCUGCAAGCUGUGUUUAUAUCCACACAGUGGCGGAGAGCAGGUGGGGGCGUGGCUGGCGUGCACCUGUGGGGGCGUGGCAUGUGUCCCAGAGGCGUGGCACACCAUGCCUGCGGGGGCAUGGUGCCCAGCGGGGGCGGCAGCCAUGAUGGUACCCAACUGGGAUCACGCCGCCGGGGGAGGUGCGCUCCCCCUGCCCCCCUCUUCCUCCACCAGUGUAUCCACAUCCAGAAUGUUUUGCUGAGCCUUCUCUUCUAUAGCAGUAAACUAUUUUGGACCUAGCAGUUCGAAAGCACGUCAAAGUGCAAGUAGAUAAAUAGGUACCACUCUGGCGGGAAGGUAAACGGCGUUUCCGUGCGCUGCUCUGGUUUGCCAGAAGCGGCUUAGUCAUGCUGGCCACAUGACCCGGAAGCUGUACGCCGGCUCCCUCGGCCAGUAAAGCAAGAUGAGCGCAGCAACCCCAGAGUCGGCCACGACUGGACCUAAUGGUCAGGGGUCCCUUUACCUUUUUACCUGCUUCCAUGUGGCGACUGCAACUGGGGGCAAUUUCCACUGCGUGGGUAUCUCACCUCAGAUUCCCAGCAAGGGUUCCACAAACUGCUGCAGAAGUUUCCUCAGUUCUGCAAAACAGAUUGGGUGGGUGUGCUCAGAGAGGAGAGAAAAGGGAGGUCCAAUUGUAUGAGGCUUUGAGGCUGUCUCCUUAUACUUUAUGGGAUGCGGGUGGCGCUGUGGGUUAAACUACAGAGCCUAGGACUUGCCGAUCAGAAGGUCGGUGGUUUGAAUCCCCGCAACGGGGUGAGCUCCCGUUGCUCGGUCCCUGCUCCUGCCAACCUAGCAGUUCGAAAGCACGUCAAAGUGCAAGUAGAUAAAUAGGUACUGCUCCGGCGGGAAGGUAAACGGUGUUUUCAUGCGCUGCUCUGGUUCACCAGAAGUGGCUUAGUCAUGCUGGCCACAUGACUGUACGCCGGCUCCCUCGGCCAAUAAAACGAGAUGAGCGCCGCAACCCCAGAGUCGUCCGCGACUGGACCUAAUGGUCAGGCGUCCCUUUACUUUACCUUUACCUUAUACUUUAAUGAAAAGGUAUUUGUCCAGGUAGUUAGUUAUAUGUUAAAGUGUUUCUAAAACACUUAGCACAUUGCAGUCCUUUGCAAGUUGGGCAUUAGGCUAGAUUGCAGACAUUGUGAUAAGUGACAAGAAUGCAACAUUUUCUUCUUCUUCUUCCAUCCUGCAGCAAUAGGCACUGCUUUUGCAGUUUUGAGCAACCCUGAAAAGAGAUUACAAUAUGAUCAAUUUGGAGAUGAACAGGAGACUUGUUAUACCAAUCUUCCCAAGCAUUAUAACUAUUACAGAGAGUUUGAAGCAGACAUCACACCAGAAGAAAUAUUUAACAUGUUUUUUGGAGGCAACUUCCCAACAGGUGAGUGCUACAAAAACCAUUAUUAACUGAUGCUUCACAAAACUCCAGGCAGCCGGUAAAUAAAAGCCCUGUAACAAAAGUUCAAGUAACUGCAUUUUUUGUUCUCCUUUGCCAAUGACAUUCCAGAAAUUCUGCAACUGCAGUCAUUUGAGGUGUCCGGUUAAUACCUAGACAGAUAUUACUCUUGAAGAUUCUACAUAUGUUCUUAAUAAAUAGAUUCUUACUUCAGCUCUGAGAAAUUUGUAUAUACCCAGAGAUAACCAGACUUUUAUGACAUAAUACCUGGUUUAUUUCCAAAACUGGGAUUAUCUAGAGCAGCCUUUUUCACAACCUUGGGUCCACAGUUGUUAGCUUUUAUGGAAAUUGAAACUAAUACUUCAGAAACUGAUCCUUGCUCCCCAAACCCUCAUAACUAUGGGUCUGGGCCAAGCUAGAUCCGUGGUUAGGCAAAGAAUCAUGGAUAUAGAGAGACAACAGGACUGUACAAGGGUCCCCGAUUAUAAAAUCCUAGAAAACGGGAGCUACGUAGUCGCUCCAGCAGCAUAUCUCUAUUUCCUCACAUCCAGAAACGCAAGAAGGGCUUUUAUUCUUGCUAGAAGCUCAGUCUGGCCCUCACCGGUUCUGGAAGGCUCCUAUAGAAGGGUCCCGUACGCACAGAGACUUUGUGCCUGCCCAUUAGGGGAAAUAGGAAGCCCCGAACAUAUAUUUUUUAGAUGUCCUUUUUAUGUUGAGAUUCGUAGAGACACCAUUGAUCCUUUGCUGAAGAGGCUCGCCGAUCUUUCAGACAAGUCUAAACUUAAUUCUCUCCUCUUAGGCAAAGAUCACAAGACGACCUGGCUGGUAGCCAGAUUCUGCGCCCAGAUUUGUAGGCACAGAUCAUCCUCUAGAAUAAAAUAGAUUACUUAGGGAAAUGCUGAAGUUGCCCUUUGGGGCGCCUCAGGGUCAAUUUUUUUUUUAUGGUAGCCCAAAUCUCAGUUGUACAGAUAUAUGUAUAUAUCUCAAUUUUAACUCAUGAGCUAUUGCUGCAAUCUGCUCCGAUUGUAUGUUUUAUCUUUAUGAACGCUGUUUUUAUUGUGUUAAGUGAGCUGGUCUUUGACCGUAAUAAAUCAUCUCACUCUGAAACUAAUAUUUUUAUGACAAGGGAAGUAGCUAUUCUUCUCUCCCAUUUAAAUAGGACAUGCAUUACUCUUAAAUAAGUAAACAAAGCCCAUUGUUUUUUUUUAAAAAACAACAGGAAAUAUCCACAUGUUUUCAAAUUCAUCAAUGGAUCCCCCAUGUUAUCAGCCACGGAACAGGCAUGAUAGGACUUGGACAGAGGAAGAGGAGGAGGAAGAAACUAGACCACAGGUACUUGGGAGCAGGGAGCCGUUAAGAGCACCCACAAAACACUUCUACCUGUUUCUUUUCCUUAGGAAAGAAUCUGGCGUUGCUUUUGAUUUCCCGGCAUUUAAGAGGAAGUGAUACUUACCGUAUUUCUCGCCCUAUAGGACGCACUUUUCCCCUUCCAAAAAUGAAGGGGAAAUGUGUGUGCGUCCUAUGGGGCAAAUGCAGGCUUUCGCUGAAGCCUGGAGAGCGAGAGGGGUUGGCGUGCACCUUCCCGCCGGGCUCCCAAGGCUUGCGGACAGCAGCCUGCAGCCCGAAACCCGGGGAGCGCAGAGGAGCGUGCCCCGGGCUUCGGGCAGAUAUCCGCAAGCCUGGGGAGACCGCGGGAGUUCCCGCCGGGCUCCCAAGGCUUGCGGAUAGCAGCCUGUUCUGGGAACUUGGGUCGGGGGAAGCUCGGGCUUCCCCCGCGCCUGGGGGGGGGGAAAUUCUUUAUUUCCCCCCCAAAAAACUAGGUGCGCCCUAUGGGCCGGCGCGCCCUAUGGGGCGAAAAAUACGGUAAUUGUUGCAGUUCUUAAUUGUAAGUUGCUCUUCAAGAACAUUUGCUGGCAAAGAAUUUGAACAGCUUUUGCCAGGAACAGAGAGACAGGGACUCCAAUUCCUAUGUGGAUGCAAAUUUCACUUAACAGCAUGGGGCACACUUCGGAGAAAAGAUGAAACUGAAAAUUAACUUUAUUUGUGGGCGUUUGGGGAGUGAAAUAUUAGGUGGGGGAAUGUGCAAGGAUUGUGUUGCAUGAAGUGACAAAGGGCCAAGGUAAGCUUUGAUUCUCUAGAAUGGGAAGAGGUUAUGGAGCCAAAAGGCAUAUUUAUUGAGUUUGGGGAGUGGGCAUAUUGACCUCUGUUCGUGAAAAGCACUUUGUUGCAGCAGGAGCUUUGUCUAUGCGGGGCUGGGGGGAGAGAUUCUGCAAAUUCCUCCUUGCUCUGGAGCAGAUUUGGGGGUGGGUUCUGCAGGAGGAAGGGGAAUGAAUCGCUGAAAAUUGUUAGGUGAGUGAUACUGCUGGAUAUAACCCACCUUGACCAUCAGGGAUUUACUUACAGGAAGGAGGAAACACAGAGAAUUACAUUGAAGAAAAACAAUUGAACACAUUUAGGAGAAUCCUUGCACCGCUAAUUUAAUAAAGCCAUCAAGGUCUUCAGCAUUAAGUAGAAAUGAACAUUUACAUGACAAAAAGCUAGUCUUAGGCGGUAGUUGUUGUGAUGACCUAUUUAAGGCAGCAUUGUGUAUAUAAAAAUCAAAUUAAAAAAAGGAGCAAGCAUGUGUUAUUUCUUUAUAGCCCUCAAAGGAAUAAGCAAGCUGCUCUCCCCUUCCCAUAUUAUUUGUAUUAAAGAGCCUUGAUCGAUAGAUAGGUGUCUAUCAAUACUUUACUUGGGCUAAUUUAAACCACAACCAGUUUUGCUUAAAAGACUAAUAGCUAGCUAAUCUGCCUUAUCUGGAGGCUACUUUUUACGCUUAUUAUUUUGAUUUUCUUAAAUCCCUUGCUUAUAUGUUUCACUAACGAUGGUUUUCAUUUCCAGAAUUCAUACUCUGCAUUUAUCCAGUUACUGCCAGUUUUUAUUAUAAUAGUUGUGUCAAUAGUAACUCAACUGAUGGCAACUAACCCACCCUACAGCCUCUUCUUCAAGUCGUAAGUCCUGAUGUUUUUCUUUGUUCUUCUGGGAGAAUUGACUUGUCCAAUAUAGAGAUUAACAUGUGAUCUGUUAUCUAUUAAUACCAGUAAAAUUGAGAAGCUGAUUAAAGCUUUUUUGCUGUGGAAAAGGCAGCCCCCACAGCCAUAUAUUCAAGCACAGCCUUUUCAAACAGGGUGAUUAAUUUCCAUCUUGAAAGAUAUAGGUCAUAGCUGUAAUGCAACAACUAUAUAUUUCCUUUUAGCACUUUACAGAGAAUCAGUUAUCCUUUUUAUAAAUGAGGACUUUAUGAAAGCUGAAUAAAUACUAAAUGCACUCCUGAGAGCCACACUGUCAAGAACUACAGUGGUACCUCGGGUUAAGUACUUAAUUUGUUCCGGAGGUCCGUACUUACCUGAAACUGUUCUUAACCCGAAGCACCACUUUAGCUAAUGGGGCCUCCUGCUACUGCCGCGCCGCCGGAGCACAAUUUCUGUUCUCAUCCUGAAGCAAAGUUCUUAACCCAAGGCACUAUUUCUGGGUUAGCAGAGUCUGUAACCUGAAGCGUAUGUAACCUGAAGCGUAUGUAACCCGAGGUACCACUGUACUUGAAAUAAAAGCAAACUGGAACAUUCUGAUACCGCAGGAUAGUUUAAAACCUGUUCAUAGUUGCUUGAUUUCUUCAUCAUGUUCAUGCCCAGUUUAAAUAAAGUUUCAAUAAAACCAGUAGAAAAAAGCUUCGGUCUCAACUGGUGAGUUAGACAUUACUUGGAAAAAUAGAGACUAAGGCAUGUGGAAAACCGUUGGCUGUUUUAAAAGCUUGUGUGCUAGAUUUUAGACAAAGGAACUAGCAUUAAAGGUGGAAUUUAAUAAAUAUUUAUGGUUGUGUCUAGCAUUGCUUGAGGAGAAGGCAAGCUUGUGAAACAGAUCUUUCCCCUGUCUCUCCCAACCCACCUUCCCAGUUUUAAGUGGAAUGGAGAAGUCUGCAAAACGUGAUGGAGUCGGUCCUUCAGGGCCACAAUGGAAUGGGGAAAUUGCUCAAAGGUGGGCAGAGAAAUCUUGCAAUUAGCUAUUGCAAGACACCUCUGCCUUAUUUUCAAGUGAUUUCCCACCGGCAACAGCUCUGCAGUCCUGUAAGAUACAGCUUUAUUUUAUAUUUGGUGGCUGCCUUUUGCCCAUGCAACAUUCAAUACAAUUCUUAGCUGAUAUAACAAUAAAUAGUGUGAAGAAUCGUUUUAAUUUACAUCACUCAGUCUUCCUUAUUGGCAGUAUUCAACCAAGUUGUUCUGUUAGCACACGGGCUUCUAACUGUGCAACACAACUUCCCCACCCUCUCCCCUCCCCAAAAUCUAUUCUGGGGAUUUCUCCAAUCCCCCGGAGCAGAUUUGGAUGUUCUGUUUCACAAAUGGAAAUCCUUGCACUCAGAGAAUUUAGUCGGAUGCCACACAUAAUGUCACAUCCUGACAGGUUUGCUUUAUUUUUCAGAUCCUUCUGUACAUUUCAGAAAUGAGUUGGUCAUAAUGCUGACCAGUUCAAAGAGCUGCAAUUCUUUUGGAUUAUAUUAGCAUCUAUGUGGAUUCUAUAAUAGCUGGACAGGACUCCAGGAAUUACAGGAUCCUAUACAUGAAAGGAUAUGCAAAAAUUGCAUAUUCUCAGAACAGAGAAAGAAUAUGCAAUUUACUUUGAGAACAUUUCUGUUUUUAGAAGACAGGCAAUUUCAAAUACCAAUGUUAAUAUGGCAAAACCGUAUUUCCUUUUCUUUUUCAAGUGGUUAAAAUGCUUUCAUUGUUUGCUUCCUCUUUCAGGAAUCUUGGGCACACGAUUGUUAGAGAAACACAGAAUCUACAGGUGCCUUACUAUGUUGAUAAAAACUUUGAGCAUAACUAUAACGCCGAAGAGCUUGAAGAGCUUGAAAAACACAUUGAAAAAGAUUAUAUCGAUUAUAUCCAGACUAGCUGCAGGAAAGAAAAACAACAAAGUAGGUUGUGUUUUGUUCAUUCUUAAGCACCCCACGUGUGUGCGUUGGUUUAAAAUCUCGACAACGAACUCUGACAAUGUCAAAGAGCAUUCGUGGUGUGCCAAAGUCAGGUGCACAAAAAUGGCUAGCAUCUAUAAUGAUACAAGGAGAGAAGUAGAUAUCAAACUCCACGCUAGUUUAGAGCUGGCUGAUAGCAUGGAAGCAAUACCAUUGGAAAAUUCUCUACUGUGUCCUGCUGAACUAGCCCACAGUGGUUUCUGUUUUCUCUGUAUUCCACUACGUCGUACCGUGUUUUUCGCUCCAUAAGGCGCACCUGACCAUAAGGUGCACCUAGUUUUUAGAGGGGGGAUUCAAGAAAAAAAAUAUUCAAAGGGAGCGCUGAGCAGAGCCUCUUUUGAGUUGUAUCUUUUUCUCCCAGUGCUCUUCAACACCGUUUUUUAAGACAAAAGUGUUGCUACCCAGGCUGUUCCUUUUCUUUCUUCUUAGAAUCUGAGCUAUCGAAUUUGGCGAAGCUGUACAGAGAUGAGCGGCUGAAACAGAAAGCAGAAUCUGUGAAACUUGAGAACUGUGAAAAGCUCUCCAAUCUCAUAGGACUACAAAGGAGUCGUCAGUGGGCAGAGGCAUGAAGGGAGCAGCACUAACAGGCCACGUGUGCUACUGCGAGGAAUUUCUUCUUGGUUCUGUUUUCCUUUUUAAAUGAAGAGGAAAAGCAUAACGUAAAGACUUAAUACUUAGUAUCCUCAUCAUCAUCAUCAUCAUGUACAUGGAGAUGAAUGAACUGAGCCCCAAGAGGCAACACUUGCUGUAAGAUAUACAGUAUAUUUGCUUCCAAGGCCCAGUAGUGUUUCAGUGUUAAUGAUUCCUUGGCAAUUUAAUUGCAUUCGGCAGCUGUCUUCAUCUGAUCCUUUGCUGCCAUUCGGGGGCCUUGCAGAUGUUUCCUGGGAACAUACCCCCCUCAUUCUCACUGGUGUUGCCGUAAGCAUAGCGCCCACAAAAUCAGAUCAGUCACUCCCUGAACAUCUUACAUUGUCAUUUCCUCUGAAGCUGCUGUUUAUCACACUUUCAGCAAACGAGAGAAGGGACAAGAUUUGGUUUUGAUAUAUAUCUACUCUGUUUCUACAGAGCUUGCAGUGAAGGCAGCCUCAAGGAUGUAACCCUAUUUUUAAACAGUCUCGUAGUAAACAGGAAUACCUGGGCUUCAUGUUUUGGUCCUCAGGGUGACCUUGGGGCAUUCAGAUUUGGGGCGCUAUGAUUUUUGUAUGUCCAUGGAACAGCUACAAUUGCACUCCGCUGAGUUUCAUAUGCUGGGAUCUUGGAAUCUUUCAUGUAACAGGAGGUGGAAGAGUUAACGAUUGAUCACAGCAGCUAUAUUAACAGUUCUAUAGAGUUAUUUUACACAUCCUUCACCAACAGCACUAUAUAGAAACACCUAUAUACAUGUUCAGAUUUGUAGCAGAUUGCAGCUGCACUGCGACAUACCCUUAUUGAAAUAACAGUUUCAAUUCCUAAGAGGCAUUAUUAAAUAAAAACCGCUUAAUUUGUAAAGCUUUUUUAAAUACAGGCAUGUUUUCUUUAUUCUGGAAAGCUAUUUCUUAUUGGGGUCAAGGUAUCUGAUCUCAGUCCUGGUACUUAAAACGCCUGUGAAAAGAGAUUAAAUGAAACUAAUGGAAUUUGAAUUAAUUUAAAAGACGUAGACAGCCUAUUAACACAAAAAGUUAAUUUGGCAGGAGGUUCCUGCUUAAUAAUUUCGUUUGCUCAUGAGCUAAAAGGUACUUGAAGAGGAUAACAUUUUUUAAGAGUGUGGGCUUUUAUCUGUUCUGAAUAUUCUGGUUACUUGCUAAAGGGAUAUAAAUAAGCCUAGUGCGUUCCAGAAGUUUUGGUCCACAACUCACAUCGCUGAUCAUUGCCCAUGAUGACUGGGGCUGAUGAGAGUUGUAACCCAAAACAUCUGCUGGCAUGUGCUUAUCCAACAUCGUGGUUGAGGUUGCAAUCCUACUGGAAAUAAGCUUCACUGAAACUCAGUCAGAACUUAGUGGGACUUCUGAGUAGAUGUGUACAGCUUAGGGUUGUAGCGGUCAUUUAUGACAAAGUGGUGCCUCCACUGUUCUCCAAUUAAACCAGAUUGUUGAAUGAUACGCAUACAUUUUGGCAUAUAGUUUAUCCCUUCCCUUUAUGUCAGUGAUUCACCUAACACCCAGGGACAAUUAUGUCCUAGCUGUGCUUGCUUGCACAGAUUCCCAGGUAACGUGUGCCUGGGAAUAUUUCUAAGUUAUAUUUUGGAGCUAAUGAUACUUUUAGGUAGCAAAUGACCCCAAAAUUUGGCCAGAGUUGCAAAAGGCCUCUGCUUUAUUAAUACCGUAUAUAUUCGAGUAUAAGCCGACUUUUUCGGCACAUUUUUUAUGCUGAAAGCAGCCCUUUUGGGCUGCUUGUUCUUCCUCCGCCGCUGCCGCCACCACCAGGUUUGUGGUGUGGAGAACCAGCUUAUACUCAAGUCAAUAAGUUUUCCCAGUUUUUUGUGGUAAAAUUAGGUGCCUCGGCAUAUACUCGGUUCAGCUUAUACUCGUGUAUAUACGGUAAUAACAUUUUAGAAAUGACUUGGUUGGCAAACUGAAAGAAAGCUAACACCCUGAUUUAUAUUGUAUACAAAUUUAACAGUGUAUUAUUUGUUUGUCCCUGUUAGGCUACAAGUAAAUCUGUAGUCAGUUGUAGCAUCAGUUAAAGACUUGAUUUACCCUUAUAAUUAAAUGUACUUCAUGUGCAUGGUAUUUGAAAAGUUUACUGGUUUUUUUUAACUUCACAUUGAGCACAAUCUUCUAUUUAUUUAUUUAUUUAUUUAUGUAUUUAUUUGUUGUGGUUUUGGUGAGAUUAAUUUUUCUGACUGUAAAUAUGGCAAUAUGGUAACUGUAUAUGACUUCAUUGAAUCUUGAUUGUACAGUUCAUUUUUCAUAAACCAUGUAGGUGUGUAUUGUACACCAGAUGACUAGUAAAUUAGGUAUGCUAUCCUUUAAGUCCUGAGUGAGAAAUCAGGAAAUUUAUUGGAGUGAUUAGUGGAUUUGCAGUCAACAGUUUUCUGUUAUUUUGGCCUCAGCCCUUGAGCAAUUUCACUAGGACUAUUGCAGUGUUUGAAGAUUUCACCAUUAGUUUCGGGAACAAAAAUUUCAGUAUGUUGUUUUUUUUAAUAAAAAAAAAACCAAAAACAAGUAAUUUACAAAUGUAUUGCAUUGUUCAGCCAUGAAAAUGACAACUUCCGCUGUGUUGUAUGGAAAUAAGAAAUGAAAUAAAAGAUUAUGAGUAUCAAAGCUC